This is a messenger RNA of Linepithema humile (Argentine ant), 3824 nucleotides long. The record is from RefSeq and is a predicted model, not a curated record. Lineage: Eukaryota; Metazoa; Arthropoda; Insecta; Hymenoptera; Formicidae.
UUCGAGAUCGGCCAGCGCGACGUCGUGACGUGUUCUCAUGGUCGGUCUGUUAAGUAAGGAUCAUUCGAAUGCAUUGUGUCGCUCAGUAAUUUAGAACGAUCGAUCUCUAUCGAUUGUAAUUCGAAAAUCGAAGUUCCGUGUGGUGUCAGUGAAACGAAAAAAAAAAAAACCUAGCGAGAGACGGAGAACAAACGGUGUAGUGAAGAACGAGACUCUUUUUCGAGGAGAGUGAAAAUAGGCAGCGAUCACGAUGGCAGCCUAUCGUGAGCGUCCCACCUGCGUCGCGAUAGCCGUUCUGCUGCUACAGCUAGCAGUUUACGCGAAAGCGGUAGACCCGCACUUGGAGAUCUUACCGAGCACGAUGCUGACGAGGCCGAUUCACACUAGCGUCCUUAUUACAUGCAAACCAAAAGUGGACAAUCCGGACCUCGUCUCGAACAUGCAGUGGUUCGACCCGCAGGAACGCUUGAUCGACCCUCUCAACAGGAACAAUGCUUACUCGAAGCCAUCCAUGUACACCGAGUUGCACACCGAUGGCAGUCUAUCCCUGAUUUUCAAUUCUAUCGAGGAGAAGCAGGCUGGCAAAUACACUUGCAAGGGAACUUAUACACGCAACGAAAACAUGAUGGCAAUUGUGACGAUCGAUACCAUUAUCGCAAUCACAUGGGACAACGCACCGGAAAACCAAUAUCCCAUUCUGGGAGAAGACUAUGCUGUUCAGUGUCAGGUACGCGCCAGACCUUCGCCUUCGAUCGAUUGGCUUUACAACGGAGAAUUGAUCAGAACAAACGAUCACUACGUCAUAGAGCCUUACUCUUUGAAGAUCAAGAACGUUCAAGAGUCCGAUGACGGUGUAUACACUUGUCGUGCAUCGGUGCAAACCACCGGAGAAUUGAAAGAGCGACCCAUUCGCGUUGAGGUGCACAUAAGACCUACAAUCGAUGAGAUUUUGAGUCCGGUGGACAUCGUCGAGGGUGAGAACGCGAACAUCGAGUGCAAGGCCAAGGGCAAGCCGCCACCGACAAUCUCGUGGAUCAAGUCGAUCAGCCAGCAGAAUCUUUCCAACGCCGAUCGCUUUGGUGUGAAUCCAGUGACGGGUCAGCUUACUAUCACCAACGUACAUCGCGACGAUGCGGGCGAGUACCAGUGCAUUGCGGAGAACCGCGCCAAUAUUACCAAGGCCAACAUUCAGGUGAACGUGAUUGUCAAACCGAAAAUCAUGGAGUUUGAGAACAGGACCUCGGUGGAGGGCAAGAGAGCGCAGAUCGCGUGCAAAGCCUUCGGCCGGCCACCGCCCUCGGUAACGUUCCGAAAAUUCACGGCCAACAAACCGUUCACGAUGGGCGUUCAACCCAAGGACGAUCGAAUCAUCAUGGAGAAUAAAACGAACGAAUUGAGCGGCGAAACUAUUGGCAUCCUGACGAUCGACAACGUUCUCACCGACAACGACGGUCUGUACGAAUGCGUGGCGUCGAACGUAGGCGGCGUCACCUACAAGAAUGGCCACUUGACUGUCGAAUUUCCGCCAUCCUUCCGCAGCAUGCCGAACGUCACUGUCUAUUCGUGGAAUCAACGACCGGUUAAUCUCACUUGCAUUGCCGAGAGCAUACCGAAUGCGACAAUAGAAUGGCAGUUCGGCCAUAAUCCAAUUGAUCGGCUUGAGGAAUAUACUGGAGGAUACAUCAAGCAAAUCGGCAACGGGCCGUACUCAGUUCUCAGAGUGGAGCCGUACAACCAAAGGUUGUACAACUAUUACAGGUGCGUCGCUACAAAUACGCACGGCAAGCGAGAGAUUUUGAUAGAGCUGAGAGAAGCGAAGGUACCCGACAAUCUCCGUCAGGUCAAGAUGAUCGAAAUGACAGCCACAACGAUCCAGUUUGAACUGAUACCGCCAGAAACUAGAGAUCUGCCCAUUGAAACUAUCACCGUGCAAUACAAAGAGAACACCCGAGAGACCUGGAUACAAGCGAGAAACAAGACGUGGGUUAUCGGUUCCGUAUACGUCAUCGAGGAUUUAAAACCGCAGACGAACUAUGAGUUUCGAUUUGCAGUAAGGAACCAAGUUGGUAUGAGCAACUGGGGUUCCAAUUACGUUGAGACUAUGCCCGGCAGGACGGUGCCGAACAUACCGCGAUUCGUGAGGAAGAAGUCACUCACCGAUUACGAAUUGUCGCCGUUCAACAACCAGUAUGAGCUCAGCUGGGUGACGCCGCCUGAUAACGGCGAGCCCAUAGAUAAGUACCUGAUCAAGUAUUGUGAAGUAACGCCCGGCACUUUCCAAGUGUUGGAGAACACCUGCGAGCGUACGGAAAUUAACUCCCAGGGUAGGACAAGGCAGUAUCUGAAGAUGCUGAGGUCCGAAACCUUCUACAGAGUCGAGCUGCAGGCUCACAAUGUGAUGGGGUACAGCAAAUCUGGAGUCCUCUCUUUUAAGACGGCUAGAGAAACUGUGGGCAGCACUGUGGACUACACAGUAGUAUCUGAUGCUGGUGAUACUUGCAAGAUCGCCGUGGCCGCCAUUACCGCAGCAGUAAUGCUCCUAUCUCUAGCCAUUUAGAGUCGUCGUCAGGGAUAUUAGCUCCUCGCGCGCUAAUCCUCCUCCGUUUUGUUGUCGUGAAACGCGCGUGAUAGGAAGCGAGGCGAGUUUCGCCGACCGUACAAGCGAGAGACACACACGCUCCACUAAUAUUAACACACACCCCAUCGUGAUUUUCUGCGGCUCUCUCGUGUUUCGUCCGAAUCUGAUCGGCUUUACCUUAGGUGAAUCUCGGAGGCGGAGUGAGUUUACGAAAGUUUCGAGUGCGAGACACGACGGCGAAAGUUAAUCGCGGGAACAUUUAUACACACUAUUGUGUCGUUCAUUUAUAUCCAGUUAGUAGUAAAAAAAAAACGAAAUCGACAACGAAGAAGCUAAGCAAUUCGACACGUUGACACGGGUACAUUCCGAAGUAAAACGAGAGGUAGCAUUUAAGUGGGUUUUGUAUGAUGAAAAGCGCGAGGAAGGUCGUGAAGCGAACUGUAUUUAUACUUAUUCUUUGUUAAAUGCUCACUUUUUUAGCAUAAACGUACUGGUAUGUUUGCUUUCUUUAAUUUUUUUUUUAUCUCUUUUUUUCUUUUUAAGUUUAAGGCUGUACUUUCUGGUGACUUGUAAAAGACGGGUGCUGGCAGUGCGCAAAAGAUAAUAUGUAAUCAAGACGUUUGUAUUAAUUACUUUAAUUCGUGCUCCAUUUUUUUUUCUUCUUUUUUAUCAAAGCCAGACUCUCAAUUUUCAACAAAGUUUGAGAUAAGUCACGACAAUGCAUCGAAUUUUACAGUUAGCUUUUGUACGGUAUCUUAUAGCGAUAAUUAGAAAGAAAUGUGCUUCCUUAUAUAUGUACGUUGGUUCGAGCAUAAAUUAUUGAAUAGGUGUGUGGCUAUACGAGCGUGAGAUUAUAAGGUAGUGACUAUAAGCGUGCUACUGCCCUAAAUUGCCAAUUACGUCUAGCAGGAAAGAGAAAAAGUCGAUAUUAAAAACGAAUGGCCACGUUACAAAUUGUGGCGACUCGUACAAAUCAUGCACGACUAUAAUAUAAUAACGUACUUCGUUAAAUACUUGCAAUUCGUACACCGUUUGCUGAGUUUGCCGAUUAAUAUACGUCGAGAGUAUUUUUAGACGAAAAACUUUUUUCACGUCUUCUGCGAUCUGACUUUGACAAGAGCUGGUUGAAACACACGUUUGCCAAUGAUAAAACGGAAUAUGAGGGAGAGAGAGAAGAAUAAUACAGCGAUUAAGGAAAUGCAAUUAAAGAGUAUUCAGAUACUCGCAGAGAUCCAUCAUGGCUGUC